AUGGCGGCGGAGCUUUUAAAUGCUCAACCGACCAACUAUACCCCGUCCACCAGACCCUCUGGUGAACCUCUCAAUUCAGAACCAUUCGAAUCAUUAAUGAAACUUCUUGUUGCGGCUGCUGCUGCUGCCAACAAUCAUACUCAAAUCAACAAGAGAGCUCACUCCAUUUUUGCUACCGGGGUAGAGCGGCCAUGGCCAGGUGCCCGCCUCCCUUACAAAUAUGUUGACAUCGCUGCUAUGAACCCCUUUUUGUGA
Molecule: messenger RNA, 255 nt
Organism: Paraglomus brasilianum
Lineage: Eukaryota; Fungi; Glomeromycota; Glomeromycetes; Paraglomerales; Paraglomeraceae
Source: the annotation of a GenBank genome assembly